CCGGCUGAGGUACGGACACCCGGAAGGGCCGGGCGCAUGGCUCCGCCUCUGGCUGAGCGGCGACGUGCGCGUCGGCCAGGGGCAGUGGCUCGCAGAUGGAGUUGGUAGUCGGCCCGACGGCGGCAUGGAGGCGAGCCGGGGCAGCAUCAACGCGGAGCGGGGCUGGUCCGUCUCUGCCCGGCAGCCUGAAGAGGCAGCGGCGGCGGAAGAGGCGAGCCCGUUGCUAAGCAACGAACUGCAUCGACCGCGAGCCCCUGGUGUUUCCUUUGGCUUCUCAGUGUUUAACUUGAUGAACGCCAUCAUGGGAAGUGGCAUUCUCGGCUUAGCUUAUGUUAUGGCCAACACCGGUAUCCUUGGAUUUAGUUUCCUGCUGCUGGUGGUCGCUGUCCUGGCUUCUUACUCCGUGCACCUCCUGCUCAGCAUGUGUAUCCAUACAGCGGUCACAUCUUAUGAAGAUCUUGGACUCUUCGCAUUUGGAUUACCGGGGAAGGUGGUGGUGGCAGGCACCAUAAUAAUUCAGAAUAUAGGAGCUAUGUCAUCUUAUCUUUUAAUUAUUAAAACAGAGCUUCCUGCUGCUAUUUCAGCAUUUUUGCAUGGAGACUACAGUGGGUCUUGGUAUCUUGAUGGACAGACACUACUAAUCAUCAUUUGUGUUGGCAUUGUGUUCCCUCUUGCCCUUCUUCCCAAAAUAGGCUUUCUUGGCUACACAAGUAGUUUAUCAUUUUUCUUUAUGGUGUUCUUUGCUCUCGUGAUAAUAAUUAAAAAAUGGUCCAUCCCUUGUCCUCUGUUCUUAAAUGACAUAGAAGAGUACUUCCAGAUUUCCAAUGCUACAGAUGAUUGUAAACCAAAGCUCUUUCAUUUCUCCAAAGAGAGUGUUUAUGCCAUACCAACCAUGGCUUUUUCAUUUCUCUGCCAUACCUCAAUCUUGCCCAUCUACUGUGAACUUGAAAGCCCUUCGAAGAAAAGAAUGCAGAAUGUAACCAAUACAGCAGUUGCUCUAAGUUUCCUCAUUUAUUCUCUAUCUGCGCUCUUUGGGUACCUCACUUUUUAUGACAAAGUGGAGCCAGAAUUGCUGCACGGUUAUAGUAAAUACUUGCCGCGUGACGUUGUCGUCAUGGCUGUGAAGCUGUGCCUGCUGUUUGCUGUGCUAUUGACAGUGCCCUUAAUCCACUUCCCUGCCAGAAAAGCUUUAAUGAUGAUCUUUUUCUCCAAUUUUCCGUUCUCGUGGAUUCGCCAUUUUCUGAUCACUCUAGCACUCAACGUUACCAUUGUUUUACUUGCAAUAUAUGUUCCUGACAUUAGGAAUGUUUUCGGUGUCGUUGGGGCCAGUACAUCAACGUGUUUGAUCUUUGUGUUCCCGGGACUGUUUUAUCUGAAACUCAGCAGAGAGGAUUUUCUCUCAAGGAAGAAGCUCGGGGCGUUUGUUUUGCUCCUCUCUGGAAUUUUGGUUGGGAAUUUCAGCUUAGCGCUCAUCAUUUUUGAUUGGAUUAAUAAAUGAAAGCAAUCUUGUCUUGCUUCUUUUGAAGCAUAGUUUAUCUCCAUAUGCAAGAUGGAAUAAUUCUGGGCGGCACCUUGGAUGAAAAAUAAUACUUUUAUAAAAAUCAGUCACAGAAAAAGCAGAGCGAAGCAGCACUGUGUAGAAGAGGGUCGGAGUGCACUACUUUUAACCACGAUAAAAGAUGAAUUCAGAACACUGGUAAAUGGACGAGAAGCUCAUGGCAAAUGCUUGUUAGGAAGAGAAGCAUGGAUUUCAAAGAUCUCACACCAAAGUGAGCUCCCCUCACAGGGCAGGCGGUGGUGCUCAGGGGGUUAAGCCACACUUGCCUGCCUCCCGUGUCGGAGUCCCCAGGACUGCCUGGGUCCCAGCUGCUCUGCUUCCAGAUCCGGUUCCUUGCUAAGGUGCCUGAGGAAACAGGAAGACGGCCCAAGUGCUUGGGUCCUGCUCCCCCGGGACAGGAGACCCAGUUGGAGUUCUGUGUUCCUGGCAUUGUCCUGGCCCAGCCCCAGCUGUUGCAGGCAUCUGAGAAGUGAACCAACAGAUGGAAAAUGUCUCUCUCCAUCUCUCCUCCUGCGUCACUCUGCCUUUCAAAUAAAGAAAUAAAUAAAUGUAAAAAAUAAAAAUAAAAACC
This is a messenger RNA of Lepus europaeus (European hare), 2129 nucleotides long. RefSeq names its product solute carrier family 38 member 6 (gene SLC38A6). The record is from RefSeq and is a predicted model, not a curated record. The transcript has 16 exons. Gene Ontology annotation, molecular function: L-glutamine transmembrane transporter activity. Bases 125 to 1498 code for a protein of 457 amino acids. Gene Ontology annotation, biological process: L-glutamine transport; amino acid transmembrane transport. Lineage: Eukaryota; Metazoa; Chordata; Mammalia; Lagomorpha; Leporidae.